Messenger RNA from Syngnathus typhle (broad-nosed pipefish), 6072 nucleotides. It is a transcript of the gene tbc1d32, whose product is annotated as TBC1 domain family, member 32. The transcript has 34 exons. Bases 94 to 3924 code for a protein of 1276 amino acids. NCBI's taxonomy places the organism in Eukaryota, Metazoa, Chordata, Actinopteri, Syngnathiformes, Syngnathidae. The record is from RefSeq and is a predicted model, not a curated record. Gene Ontology annotation, biological process: non-motile cilium assembly.
CCGCGGUUUGCUGGCUGUUUCCAUAGAGACGCGGAUGGCGGCUGGCUGACAACGUUAGCGACUUGAAGAGAAUCUGUCAAAGGGGCGCAAGAGAUGUCUUGCGAUGAUGAGGAGCAGCUGUCUGCUCUACUCAAGCAGUUUCUGAGAAGCAUCGACGAGCAACUCAGUAACGCUCCUUCGCCUCAAAGCGCCGAGGACAUUCUUCUUCACCUGGAGGAGACAGACAAGAACUUCCACAACUAUGAUUUUGUCAAAACCCUGCGUCAGCGCUUGGAGACUUCCCUGGGUUGCGUGGUGGACGAAGAGAUCAGAAAGCUGCCCCGUGACGAUGAACAACACGCUGUUGGCUCAGGUCACGACGUCCUCAUCCACGCGGCUGCCGGCCGCAGCCGAGCGUCGCCGCAGUACCAAAACAUGACGCAGAGCUUGAGAGCCACCAUGACUGCGGGCGUGGACGGCUUAGUCAGAAGAUUUGACGAGGACCAGCUAAGGAAGGAGGAGGAGAUGCAACACGGUCGCUACUCCGACGAAUGCUCCGACAGCGGCGACUCCUUCAAUCAGUGUUACACCUUCAUUCAGCAGGAGCAGCUGCAGGCUUUGGCUGAGAAAUUGGAGUCGGGUCAACCCAAAGAGGUCCGCAGGGAGGCCCUGCAGGUGCUUCGUUGCGCGCCGCCAUCCGAUGUGCUGAGCUGCGACGGCUGGGCCCGCCUACGCCGGAACCUGUGUGCCGCACUGAGCGAGCCCGACGCUGAGCUCAGCGAUCACAUUCUUCAGUUCUUCGCUAAGAGCUUCUCCUCGUCGCCCCUGAACGUCACCCGGGAGAUUUACACCAGCCUCGCCAAGAGCACAGAGUACACUUUUUUGUCUCUCAAGUUGUGCUUUCCAAGCGGUGCGGCCAGCUUGGACAUCAGCACACCCCAAAUCGGCACUCUCCUCAAGCAGAUGCGUCUGAUGAACGACUUUCAAAAGGAGGUGACCGCUUUCUGGAUCCGCCACCCGGAAAAGUACAUGGAAGAAAUCAUCGAGAGCACCUUCUCCCUGCUGUCCCUCGGUGGUGACUCGACGGAAAAAGUCUUGGAGCCUUCUCACCUGCUGGCACUGCUGGACGUCCGUGCUACUUGGUUCACAAAAUGGAUGCACGGCUCCUACAGCCGGACGGUGGUUCUCCGUCUCCUACAGAGCAAACACAAGUGUCUGAUGGAAGCCGCUGUGCAGCAGUGCGUCCUUUACCAGGAAUGCUGCCAGCGUUCUACACACUUUCACCCUGAGGAGCGGCAGAGCUCAGGUUCAGACGUGGGCGGCGUCUAUAGCGGCAAGGAGCUGCAGUACGCCGUGGUCGUUCAUUCACUGUGCGUCUUGGGCAAAAUCCUCCUCCACGCCAACGGGAGGAAGCUCUUUCCCAUCAAAGUGGCUGCGCGGGAAGAUCCAGUCAGUGUGACAGACUUGGUGGUGGUUCUCAUAAACAUCAUGCUCCAACAUCCGCAGCCGUUUUGCAACGACAGCCAACACGCAGAUGCGCUGUGCCCGAGCGGCCUGGUGAUGGCGACGCUGACCGCCAUGUGUGAGAGGACCGAGUGCGCUGACCGGUGUCUCCACCAGACGCCGGUCAUUCAGACUCUCAUGGCACCCGUCAUCCAGGCGCUCAAUGGAGGCCAGAGCAAAUUCAAGUGUCCCGCAGCCACCCUGCCUCAGGUGGCGGACGUCCUGGCACGGAUGGUUAACACAGACCGAGGGUUAGCUCUUUUCUUGUAUGACAAGAAUCUGCUUGUGGGCCACAGUGAGAGAAGCACGACCGCUCACGCGCUGCUUCGCUUCACCCUGACGCUGCUGGAACGGGAGCUCUCAGCGUCGGGCCAGGACGAGGCCCACUCGCUUCGUGCUCUGUGCGGGGCCUUCGUCUUUCUGUGCGGGCGGAUGUGCAACUCUUGCGAGGGCCUGCAGGUCCUGCGAGCGUACGGCCUGCACAAAGCAGCCGCCGCCGCCUGGAGAAAGAGCAGUUCCUUGUCUGAAAGGAUUCCGAGCCCAGUGCCUGGAAAGAACCCUGCAACAUCCACGCAGGCAUUGCAGCACAUGCUGAUGUGGGAGGAGACAUUGCUGGAGAGCCUGCUAAACUUUGCGGCCACCCCCAAGGGCGUGCUGCUGCUUCAGCAGAGCGGCGCCAUGCAGGAGUGCGUCUCCUACAUGUUCUCUCGCUUUAGCAAAAAAUUGCAGGUGAGCCGUUGUGAGAAGUUUGGUUAUGGUGUCAUAGUAACCCAGUUGGCGGCCACGGCGGCGGGCGCGAUGGCUCUGCAGCGCUCAGGCUUUGUGCGGGCCCUGGUUCUAGAUCUGUGGUCGGCGUUGGAGUGCAGCAGCGAGGAUCCCAGGGCUGUCCGACCCAAACCCACGCCCAUGGAACCCAUCGACAGGAGCUGCCUCAAGUCCUUCCUGUCGCUGGUCAACUUGCUGUCGUCCUCUCAGUCCGUGUGGCAGCUGCUUUCUGGGCAACCUUUGGCCAACAAGAGUGGAUACACACUGAGGGAAGUGCCAAGCUCGGUGCCUGACUUGAUUGACAGGCUGAUUGCUGUGAAUUCCGCCGCCAAGAUCCGUUCCCUUUUCCUCUACGAGCAGUCGCACACGUUCGGCCUGAGAUUACUGAGUGCGCUGUGCUCGAGUCUGGACUCCUUUCUGCUUCUCGAGAGCCAGUACAAUAUGUGCAACGUGUUGCUGCAAGGCCAGAGGGACAACGUGAUGGAGCAGGACGGCGGCAACAGGAGCUUCAUCUUGGACAACAUAUCGGUGGAGCGGAACCACGUGCUGGUUCGCGUCGCCCUCGUCGGAGGCCCAUCCGAGCGGAGACUCCCCCCGCGGGCAUUGCGGCAGGGAGAUGCUCCGUAUCCCUGGCCCAUGUUUUCAUCAUUCCCUCCGCCCACCUGCUACACUUUAGACCCACCGAGAAGCCAACAGAACCCGCUGGAACCCGAGAUGAUGGACUUCCUGACGUCAACUCAAGACGGCUGGAUGGAGACGUGCCGCCGGCUCUACCGCAAAGUCGUGACGGCCGGCCACUUGAGCGCCACAGUGCUGGCUGACCUUCUGGAGAAGGUUGUGUUCCAUCUGUCCAAAUGUUCCACGGAGCGCUUCUUCUCCCCGCCCGAGUACAACAAAGAGCUGGAGAUGAGCGCGGACACGGUGGCGCUGUCUCCUGUGGAAAUGCUCGGCAUGGACGUCUGCCUUAGAUACGGCCUUGCCCUCAAACUGCUCAGCCAAGAAGAGGCGGCGGGCCACCUGAUGCUCCUCAUGAAGCACAUCAAGAACUUCCUUUCCCGGCGAAGGGUUCCAAUGUCCUCUCCACUGCAAUAUCCCGGCCACGAUUGGUUGACGUCGACGGUAUUCCUGAUGCUGUCUGGAGACUGGGGGCGCUCUCUGAGGGUGUUGCGCAAUCUUUCCUCUCUGCUCACUUCUGCCGUCAUUUGGCCAGCCAGCGUACACAUGUCGGUGGACCUUCCGCCGCGAGUGGCCGAGUCGGGAAUGGCGCCGCUAUAUUGGUGCUCGGCUCACUACGUGGAGAUGCUGCUGAAGGAGCAACUUCCGCUGGUGCACGCCGCCUUCAGGAUGUCGGCUUUCACUCCUUCACAGAUAUGCAUCCACUGGUUGACUCAGUGCUUCUGGAACUUUCUGGAUUGGCCUGAGAUCUGUCACUACGUGUGUAUAUGCGUACUGAUGGGAGCCGACUACCAGGUGUACGCCUGCAUGGCCGUCCUCAAGCAUCUGCAGCCGCUUCUGCUUCAGCAGACGCAAGCUCGCAACAUGCAGGUUUUCCUCAAGGAGGAACCCAUCCAGGGCUUCAGGUUCUGUGACUACCUCGAUUUCAUGGAGCUCCUUGAAAGACGCUACCGGAACUUUGUGCUUGGCGACAUGAAAAGCAUCCGCAACUCAGACCUGUAAAUGCGGAAUGCAUAAUGCUAACGCGUGUAGCAUUUAGCUCAACAUGUCUGCUGUACCUACAAGCCCCUGCCAUCUCUUGCGGAGACGGCAUUCUUUAACCUUCGCAUCAUUUCCAAGAACCCUAAAGGUAGUGUUGUACUUUUUGAAUGUCACCCUUGCAUUCGCGUCACAUUAAUCCCGGCCCACGUAAGACAUGACAGCCGCUCGUAAUGAAAAAUGCAUGAGGGCGCUUGCAUCACGCCAGUAAAGCCUCAUCAGUAAGCAUGCCGUCCCCUCAGCCAGAUGAUGUCUCUCAUGCCCAAAACAGCCAGGCAGGAAUCCCAAAUGAGCUGGCCGCGUCGCAGCACUACUUCUACCGUGAUGAAUGAUCGCAGGGAGGGAAAAAAUCGGUCUCGUACUAUAAUUGUUUUUAGCAUGUAUUGUAUUAAGUCUGCAACAGCAGGGGCCCCAAAGUUGAACCCUGUGGAACACCACACGACAAAUUACAUCUCCAUCAGACCAUUGUGGUGAUAAAACAAAAAAGCCUGAGGCAACAGUGUUGUCACUCAGCAUUGAAAUUGUCAAUUCAAAGUCUCAAAAUUAAGCAAAGAUGUUUUUAUUUGUUCAUUCGCAUUUGUUUUGUUGCUGAACAAUUUGCUGCGAAUAAGAUGCACCCGCUGUGGUUUAUUUGAACACUAAUAUAUGCAUGCUGGAACCCUCUCCAAGAAAAACAAAACCUGCCAGCAGUGACAAAUAGUUUUGCGCAUUAGUCCGGACAAUACUGAGAGGGCUGUAAUCAUCUGUUGUUGAAAAAUCAAACUGGAGAAUGAAAUGACAUUUCGAAUAAUCCUUUUAAAAGACGACACUCAUUAGAUGUUUAGGGAAAAAAAAGCCAGAGAGGACCACCCACAUUCUCAAGGCGUCACUCAGCAUCGCAGUGAGUGUCAACGUUCAAACACUUCCCGAGGUCUCCUCCAGGUUCAUCCGCUGACGUUUUCGAGCAGGCUGCGGAAGGCGAGCCAGGUGACAUCCGACCCCUCCCCUAUUUUUUUUUUCACACUUUCCCGACACUUUUUGUCACCAGCUGACGCACAGCGGGGGGACGGAUAACCUUUGUGAGACGAGGAACGCUAUUAUGAGGGCAGACAGUCUUGUGUGUGUCACUGACAUGGCUGACAGUGUGACUGGGUGCACUUUAUAAAGUGAGCCAGUCGCACCGAGUCCAUCCCAUGUUGCAAAGCCGUUUGAUAUUCCGAAGACCGCACACACAAUUUAGCAUCUUAAGUCCACAAAUGGCAUUUUAUAGCAUUAGCAUUCCAAAGACCACAGACAACAUUUUAGCAUUAGCAUGUCAACUUCAUCGUCAGUUUAUUUUUAUUUUGAUGUUAGCAUUCAAGAGUCCACAGGAUUGUGCAAAUACUAUUUUUCUGCAUUAGCAUUCUAGAUGCUGGUGUUUUUUUUUAGCAUUCUGAAUCGAAUCGACGUUGAAAUUGAAACAGUUGACUUCAUGAAAUGUUGACAUGCAUAUGCUAGCACACACUUAUUAGUCAGAAACAGCUGUUUGCCAUGGACACAUUUGUUUUACUAUUACCAACACAUGUUCACCAUCAACAAUUGUAUGCUUCUGGUCUUUAAAAAUCUUUAUUUGAUCACAGUGACAGUUAUUUAUACCACCGGCUUGCGCUGCUUUUUUAGUUUGACAUAGAGCGACGCGUUAAUCCCUAUUAGUGUCCAAAAGCUCGUUAGCAGCGGCGGGUGGGCCUCUUCGACCUCGAUAAAGUUUACACUUUAGUGAUGAUGGCGCUUAAUGGCGUGAUUUUGUUUUAUUAAGCGUUGUGCUGUUGUUGUUAAUGACGACCCAUUUCAAGGCAACCGCGGCCCAGUAAUUCUUGCUAAUUAGCGUGACGAGGCGGCCGUGAGGUUUUGGUGUGAAGUCGGAGAAGCUCUUCUCUUUAAACCUUUUUGUAUCCUGCACACGCUUGCAAUGGAAAGAAACAACAGAGCGCUUGCUACUUGCACUUGUGUGGAGAUAACGUUGUGUAACAGUUGUGUACUUUUAGUUUGAAUUGUGUAAGGUUAUCAGUUGUAUGUCUCUGGUCAACACUUUACAGGAUCAUUGUGUCUGCUGCUCUGUACAGUUAAGGAAUAAAUGACCAACACAAAUCAUCA